GAUACAGUUUUUGUUAUGAAAUGUAUAUGUGUCCAUAAAUAAUGCAAUAAGGUUCUCAAUAUUAUUUUGAUGGGAAAUAGGAAGAGAAGGUUCAUUAGAUGACAAAAAACAAGACUUUUUAGUAAUGUGAAAGAUAGUGCAUGUUUAAUUUUUUCGAAGUCCAUGUACUUGGUGUUUUGCAGGGAUAUCUGUUGUCAGUGCUACUUUGAAUGAUUGCAUUCUGGAGCUUUUGGUGACAGAACGUGUGCUAUCUUUAUAGGACUUUAAUUAAUAUUACAGUAGGGAUUUGAGCAUUGCAACAACUGUUCCUGUUUCUCUCCUGCAGCCCUGGGGCCUGAUCACUAUACAAAGCUUCCCAUUUGCAACUUUCAUUGCCCGUGAGCUCAGAGCCCCCCAGGCCCCUCUGUUCCGUGGGACAGGUCCUGGACUCCUUUUCCAUGUAAAAUUGCCGCUGACUUCUGUGGAAGUUUAGUCACUUCAGUGGAAGUUUAGCCUUGCUAGUGUCUCAUUUUGACCAUAUUUAUGAUUUCAUGUUUUUUGAAAAUGCACAAAAGUAAUGAAAAUCUUUUAAUUAAAAAAAAAAAAAAAAGCAGUUAUUUUAAGAUCAGAGACUGUGAUAGGUAGGAAGAGAGUGCUUUUGGACAUUUAAAAAUUGGUUGCCUUUCUAUAUAGGUUUUUUACAGGUUCACAGGCUUUCCUAGAAAUGUGGGCAUACGAUUACAUAAUUGCCAGCUAUACAAAGGUAGAGGGGGUGUAACCUGAACUGUUUAUAGUGGAUGUGCCACCAGCCUGAAACGCAUCCAGGCCGGUCUCAGAAAUCUGGCGAGAAAGGCAACCUGAUGUGAUCAAAAUCAAAAUUAGACAUCUGUCCCGGGCUGACUCGGCACGCAGGCUACAUGUGGUCAGAAGUGUCGCGUUGAUGGAUUGGAGCCCUAAUGCUGUCUCGUUAAAGUGUUGGUGCACUGAUAGCUGAAGCCCUGACCCUAGCUGUACUCUGCUACCUCAAGUGGAGCUGAUAAGGAGGUGCAGACGUACUGUACAAUUUUGGAUACAGGGUAAAUAGGUAAAUGCAGUUACUAUGGAAACCUAAAUGCUUUUCCGUUGCGCUUUAUUCCUGAGAAUAUUUUCCCAGGUGGUCACUGAUCACAAAAGGGACAAAUUUUACACAUUCCCUGCAAUGGGCCUUUCAAAGAAAAGAAAAAAAGCAGCAUUGGUGGAGCUUGUGUCUGAAGAGCGAGUAGGACAUCAUCAUCGUCUCUCCUGGCUACGAUGUGCCACCUACACUUAGCAAUCUGCUGCCAGGCAGGCGGGGAUGGGCAGGGUGGAGCAGGACAGACACAUUCUGGUGGUUUUGAGUCAUUAUAGUGCCCGAGGGUUGUAGUCUCUGACAAUGGCUUUUGGCAUUUUGGUAGUGGAAAUAAUUUGCAAGGUCUGCCUUAGGCUUCACUGGAAUGCAUGUUCUCAGCCGCUGUUAAUAACACUGCAACAAAAGCUGCACUCCCAGAAAAGCAGUUUUUGUUUCCUUAUGGGCUUUGACAAAUGAUCAGUUAGAAUGGUGCAAGCUAUCCACAGAUUACUUCUGCUACCUAGCAGUUCUAAAAAUACUGGCUGCUUGUCCAGGUGUAUCUCUAACGUGGGAGCUGAGCUGCUUGCCAUCUUUGGGAAGGCAGAAGCAGGGCUCUAUCUGUGGGGCCAAUACUCCAGUUUCUACGUGGGAAAGAAAAACUUCCACGUUUGUCAGAAGAUGGAGUAACGCAAAUAAGAAUAUGGAAAACUACGGUUAAUUAAAGGAAGUUUUAGCUUGGUGUGAUUAUAGCUGUAUUGGUAGGUUUAAUUUAGCCAACAGCAAGAUUUAGCAGCCUGCACAUACUUUUACAUAAUAGUCUCUCCAGUAUGCCAAUCACACAUUUCUGAGAGUGGAAUAUGUCUGCUUCUAUUAUUCUUUACUACUGUUCUUGCUGUAGUAAUGACAGUGGUCUCUGGUAAAAUCAUGGUCUGAAUGUACCAAACACUGCACAGCAGUCCCAGAGCAGGAGAGCUUUUCUUCUUGAAUGGUGCAGAUGGUAUGUUCUGUGCUCUUUGUGUGGCAACAAAAAUGUGCAGCACCUACAGAGAUGAGCGAAGUGCCAGCAAAAGCAUUCCCGAAAAAUAGGGGGCAUCUCCCUGCUCUCAUCUGCAGCACUUGUAGCCGUGUCUAUCAGGCAGCGUGCACAGAGUGCCCUUAUAAAUGGAUGACAUAGAAGCACAUGGAGAGAAGGGAGGUAAAUCAUAGCGCUAGGAUUCAUACUUGCCAGCAGCACAGCUCCUGCCCCGCAGUAGGGUCCUUAGCUGUCGUGCGCUGUUGUCUGCCCCUCUCCCCACCUCAGAAGUAAUUUGGUGGUGAUCAAGCAGAGCUGGUUCUUGAGGUCAGAAAGUCGAAGAAAAGCCACUCUGUGCAUCAGAUAGAUGUGAUACAGACACUGGGGGGAGGUACAAGAUGGGAGGCAAAUGAGCUCACCAACUGCUAGACCUGUGCCAUGAUCCUGGCAAUCUCUACAACAGCCAUAGCCUUUAAAGAGAUACUACACUAUUCUCAUAGCAUACAAGCAGGGCAGAAUGCAGAAAAAUAAAUAUUAUCCAGAGAAACCAUGUCAGAAAACAGAAUUUCAGAUAGUGGAUUUACUUAAACUGGUCUUUAGGCUCACGGACUUUAUGAAAAUACUUAUUUUCUCUAAGAGAGGAAUCUAUUGUUACUAACAAAAAGGAAGAAUUUCCUGAUUAUAUUUUUGUAAAAAUAUAGGAACGUAUUUAAAGUGGAAGAAGUGCGGUCUGCAGUAGCCUAGCGAGAAAAACAAACCAACUGGAAUUUAUUCUUAAUGCAGACUACAAAGGAGGAGAUUAACUCAUUCAGUGAAUUAAUUCAUACUUGAAAAUCUUGAAUUCCUGAAUGCCUGAGGAUAUCAGAGUGUUGUUUACGUCCAACACUUUUGAUGUUAUUAGCGAUGACGCUUUCAUGGGCCUUCCUCAUCUAGAAUAUUUGUUCAUAGAGAACAACAGCAUUAAGUCAAUUUCAAGAAAUACUUUCAGAGGACUGAAAUCUUUAAUUCACCUGAGUCUCGCAAAUAAUAAUCUCCAAUCGCUUCCAAAAGACAUAUUCAAAGGCUUGGAUUCUUUAACAAAUGUAGAUCUUAGAGGCAAUGCAUUUAAUUGUGACUGCAAACUGAAAUGGUUAGUGGAGUGGCUGGGCAGCACCAAUGCAACUGUUGAAGACAUAUACUGUGAAAGCCCACCAGAAUACAAGAAGCGCAAAAUCAAUAGCCUCUCCUCAAAAGAAUUUGAUUGCAUUAUUACAGAAUUUGAAGUUUUUCAGUCCCUGCCAUAUCAGUCUCUGUCGGUAGAUACUUUCUCAUACAUGAAUGAUGAACAUGUGGUUAUUGCACAGCCUUUCACUGGAAAAUGCAUCUUUCUUGAAUGGGACCACGUAGAAGUGAUGUUCAGGAAUUAUGACAACAUUACAGGUACUUCAACUGUUGUGUGUAAACCUAUAGUUAUUGAGAGUCAGCUGUAUGUCAUUGUCGCACAGCUGUUUGGAGGCUCCCACAUAUAUAAAAGAGAUAUUUUUGCUAAUAAGUUCAUAAAAAUUCAAGAUAUUGAAAUCCUUAAAAUCAGAAAACCCAAUGACAUUGAAACUUUCAGGAUUGCUGAAGACUGGUAUUUUGUUGUUGCAGACAGUUCAAAAGCUGGUUUCACCACUGUUUACAAAUGGAAUGGGAAUGGAUUUUAUUCCCAUCAGUCUCUGCAUGCCUGGUACAGAGAUACUGAUGUGGAGUUUCUUGAAAUAGCCGGCAAACCACAUUUAAUUCUGUCAAGUAGUUCCCAAAGACCUGUAAUAUAUCAAUGGAACAAAGGAACAAAUGAAUUUGUUAAGCGUUUUGAUAUCCAGGAUAUGGAAGAUGCAUAUGCGGUGAAACAUUUCAAAGUGAAAGAGGAUGUAUACAUUUGUUUAACAAGAUUUAUUGGGGACUCUAAAGUAAUGAAAUGGGGUGGUUCAGCAUUUCUGGAUUUACAAAGAAUGCCAUCCCGAGGGUCAAUGGUAUUCCAACCGCUUCAGAUACGUAAUUAUCAAUAUGCCAUUCUCGGAAGUGAUUAUUCUUUCACUCAAGUCUAUUAUUGGGAUGCUGAGAAAGCAAAAUUUGUGAAGUUUCAAGAAUUAAAUAUACAGGCACCAAGAUCUUUCAUACAUGUCUCCAUCGAUAAACGAGAUUUUCUCUUUGCUUCCAGUUUUAAGGGAACUACACUGAUUUAUAAACAUGUCAGAGUUGACUUAAGCGCAUGACACUCAUAAAUCUGAGAUUACAUCAGACUUUCUACCGUAAGUGGACAAAAUGAACUAAAUGCAUGAUGACUCUCUUAUCUUACUUCCAAAUGAAUGCCUUUAAAAGUUGAGAUUGCUAGAACAAAGUAUUACUAGUAUCUUCAUCUUUAAUUGUCAAGUCUAGUGAUGUUGGAAGUUGCAUUUUUUAACAAAAAGAAAUUAAAUUAACUGUUCUUUGCAUCCACAGUAUGUAAAUAUGUGUGCAACUGCAUCUGUUGCUAUAAAGAAUAUUAAGAUGUACUUUUCCAUUUAUUUAUUCACCUGUUUGAAACAACUGCCAAAUAAAAUGUUUACAUUUUGUGUCUUUCACAUUCCAAA
This is a messenger RNA of Gallus gallus (chicken), 4672 nucleotides long. It is a transcript of the gene LGI1, whose product is annotated as leucine rich glioma inactivated 1. NCBI's taxonomy places the organism in Eukaryota, Metazoa, Chordata, Aves, Galliformes, Phasianidae. The coding region runs from base 2927 to 4315 and encodes 462 amino acids. The record is from RefSeq and is a predicted model, not a curated record. Gene Ontology annotation, molecular function: protein binding. The transcript is spliced from 7 exons.